CAGAAGUUCUCAUCGUUUCGAUUACCAUCUCCCGUAUUUUGGCAGCUCUCAGUCUUGUUGCUCUCGUUGCACACCAACAGUGAGCCAGAAGUGAUGUCGAUGAGCGAACUUAUCAAUCUGUCGUUGGACGAAAUUAUUGCACGUGGUGGCGCAAAGUUCCGGACAAAUUUCCGACGUGGUGCACGACGUGGCGGUACCACUUCACGUGGCUUCCGUGGUGGUACGCAACGUAUUCCUGUAAUCACGAAUCGGAUUUAUACGUGCAUUUUGUAG
Molecule: messenger RNA, 273 nt
Organism: Gongylonema pulchrum
Lineage: Eukaryota; Metazoa; Nematoda; Chromadorea; Rhabditida; Gongylonematidae
Source: the annotation of a GenBank genome assembly